Molecule: messenger RNA, 1806 nt
Organism: Daktulosphaira vitifoliae (grape phylloxera)
Lineage: Eukaryota; Metazoa; Arthropoda; Insecta; Hemiptera; Phylloxeridae
Product: proteoglycan 4-like
Exons: 2
Coding region: 284-1201 (305 amino acids)
Source: RefSeq, a predicted model, not a curated record
UGACACUGUGAUACGCCGUCCACCGGAUCAACCAGAAAACGCCACCGUGUUUCGAUUAACUUUUAUUGUUUUCUUGUCAACGGUUAUUUCACAGUAAUACUAGUGUUAUUAUUUAUCAUUUGUUCGCAUAUUAUUUUUGUGUCGCAACUCUCUUUUCACUUCUUUUAUUAAACGGCUCGACGCCAAGUAAAACUUCAUCCGGUGUAACUUCAUUCAUCAUCAUCUUUUCCUUAACAAAUGGCUCCCCGGCAUAGGAUCAAAACCGGAUAACUUUUUAAUAAGCAUGAAGAACAACAACAACAACAACAACAACGACCCAGCCACCCCCUUAUCCGUCGAGGAGGUCCAACGGUUGGUUGGCCAAUUGGCGGGCCGGGUGGGCCUCCCGACGGAUCCCAUCCCGCGCGUAUUGCGCUCGGCGGAGGAUGCUUCGCGCGCUCCCCUACCCGAGGUAUUAAGGAACCCUGUGGCUCGAGCUCACUUCGAACGGGGCGUGCGGGCGGGUCGCGAGGAGGUGAGGCGCGAAAUACAAAUCGCGCUAAACUCACUCCCCCGCGCCUCCCCGUCCGCCCCGGGAGUCCAAGCUCCCCCUUCUCCCAAACCUCGUCGGGUGAUAAAUGUGGCGUCCCAACACUUCUCCCGCCCAGGGGAGGCGUCCACAAGCAAUACGCGGGUGGCCCCCUCCCCUCGGCCUCUACUGUCUUUCCGCGCCACGCGGCCAGACAGCGCCCCACCCACGUCACGUCGCCCGAAGCAUCCAUACGCCAGGGGCAGUGGAGGGUCCGCAGCGACGCCUACCCCUACGACUAGCAAAACUCCUCGGUACUACUCUCCGUCCGAGCGGGAACGCCGGACGAAGAAGUACAAGGAGUAUAUGCUUCGACGUUGGGGGGUCGUCGUCGGUGGGGACCCUACACCGCCCAUAAACCCGACCGCAACACUGCGGACAACUACAACAUCACCACCAACGACACCAACAACACCGACAACAUCAGCAGCAGCCCCAGCAGUGACAACAGCUAUUGUCAGCCGGCCGUCGGGCAUGUAUGUGGACGGGGUGCUGGCGGCGUCAACACCAACAACGACACCAGCACAGGCGGAGACGCCUAUGGAGCUAGAGGACGACGGCCUGGUUCGAGAGAUGGACCUGUUCCUCUCCUGCCCCACCUCCCCAGCACAGCCGGAGCCCCCGGCCGAGUAAGAGCUCCCUCCCACCCCAAGCGCGUUACGCGCGGGGUCUAUACCCCUAACCCCCUCCCUGCUGCGCGCACUCCGCGGGGCACUACCACCCACUCCAUCAAACAUACAACGUAAGUAUUGCGGCUUGUUAUUGCGCUAUGCGCACUCUAAUAUAUUCGACCAAACACGGAACGCCAUAUGCGCUAUUUCAUUUGAUUUCUAGAGUACAGCGGCGGCUUGGUGGGGGGGUAUUUGACACGGCCACGGCGUUGUCACACGUUGACACCCCGCGGUCGUGUCAGCUCCUUCUCAGCCACCGCUUAACUGUAAACCGGACCGUCACACACACGCGUUAUCGUCGUGGUGUAAAGUCCAACAAAUGCCUAGCGUCGUAUACCCCGCCGCAAUAAUACGUCGAGUCAGUCUUCUUCGGGACACCUUUGACACUGUGAUACGCCGUCCACCGGAUCAACCAGAAAACGCCACCGUGUUUCGAUUAACUUUUAUUGUUUUCUUGUCAACGGUUAUUUCACAGUAAUACUAGUGUUAUUAUUUAUCAUUUGUUCGCAUAUUAUUUUUGUGUCGCAACUCUCUUUUCACUUCUUUUAUUAAACGGCUCGACGCCAA